Molecule: messenger RNA, 2232 nt
Organism: Suncus etruscus (white-toothed pygmy shrew)
Lineage: Eukaryota; Metazoa; Chordata; Mammalia; Eulipotyphla; Soricidae
Product: MLV-related proviral Env polyprotein-like
Exons: 1
Coding region: 1-2232 (743 amino acids)
Source: RefSeq, a predicted model, not a curated record
AUGCCUGCAUUCACAACCCCACCACCAACGAAACUAGGUGGCUACCAGAAAGACUGGUUAAAUUAUACAAUGAACCCAGGGACUCUCUCCCUGAGAAUUCUUCUCCUUUUUCUCUUGCAGAUGGCGAAAAUAAAAAUGACAGCUUGGCCGCUGAACCUGCAGAAUCGGUUCAACAACCUGCCACUACUCUUCUUCCUAACUCUUAGCUCCCUCCCUCCCACCCCUGCUGCCUUUGCUGCAGCUCCUGGCCCUUACCAGGUCUAUAACUUUACCUGGGUUAUUCUUACUGAGACUGGCGAUGUAGCCAAUGCCACCUCUAUUAUAGCUCCCACAGUCCCAUGGCCGGAUCUUUUUGUUGAUAUGUGUGCUCUUCCUACGCCUAGCGACUACUGGGUCACCCCUGAUUUUAUUUCUCCUCACAAUGAUCUUCAGCCCAAGGCUACUCCCGGCUGCUACAGCGCUUUAAGCCGAUCAUCCUUGCUUGACACACCCAUUUAUGUGUGUCCUGGAGGCUUCCAUAGAGAUCAACACUAUCGCUCCUUAGCCCACAGCUGUGGAGACAGAUCUAGCUUUUUUUGCGCUGCUUGGGGCUGUGAAACAACUGGGGACACUCAUUGGACACCCUCUUCCUCCUGGGAUUUUAUCACUGUCCGCCGCCUUCGACCCCCCAUCAAGCGGCCAUUACGUUCCCUGCAUCCCUGCUACAAAGGAUGGUGCAACCCGUUGCAUAUCCAAUUUACCACAGCUGGCAAAAAAUACUCUUGGGACAAUACUCUCACUUGGGGCCUACGCCUUUACUGUACAGGCUAUGACAAGGGCUUUACCUUUUCCAUAAAACUUCUUAAAGAAAUCCCCUUUUCUCGCCCCAUAGCUGUUGGCCCCAAUCCUCUUUUGCACCCCUCCGGUGGUGGCCCCUUCUUACCCCAGGCACCGCCCAAGGCGUUGCCCCCUCCUCCGCCCUGCUCCUUCACAGCCAAGCCAGAUGCUGCAGCCGCUGCUGUUACUAAGUUCCAGCCUACUAUCCCUGCGGGACCUGUCUCCACGGCUGACCUCAUCCUGCAAAUGGUUAAUGCAUCUGCCCAAGCUCUCUCCAUAACCCCCUAUGAACGCUGCUGGAUUUGCUACUCGCCGGUCCCACCGUUCUAUGAAGGCAUUGCAGCCUUCGGAACCCCCCUCUACACCAAUGACUCUGGUCUCCUUCGCUGGGGUACACAGCCUCAAAGACACGGACUGACAGUGGGACAAGUCGUGGGGUAUGGACUCUGUCUCCUUGGCCCCCAAAUGAUUCCUCCCAUUCCCUUGCUAGAAACCUGCAAUCAAACAUUUCAUGUUCAUGAACAAGCUCUUUUUCUUAUUGCCCCAAAUUUCACCUUUUUUGUUUGCUCCACCAGAUUAACCCCUCAUAUUAUUGUUAAUGUUUUUCUUGCUCACCGUGAUUAUUGUGUUUUGGCAAUUCUUAUGCCCAAACUCACUGUUCAAUACGAAUCGGACUUAUUGCCUCACUCUGGUACCUCCCCUGGUCUCUCUCGUGCUAAACGCGAACCUGUAACAGCCAUCACCCUGGCCGUCCUUGUUGGCCUUGGCGCCGCUGGUGCAGGUACAGGUAUCUAUUCCCUCAUCCGCACUGAGGGGUCUAUAGGCUUUCUAACAAACACUGUUGUUAAGGAUAUAGAGGAGCUUAAAAAAGGUCUCGAUUAUUUACAACAAACUGUUGGCUCCUUGGCUGAAAUGGUAUUGCAAAAUCGCCGAGCCCUUGACCUUGCCUUUUUAAAGGAGGGAGGAAUGUGUGUUGCCUUAAAAGAAGAAUGUUGCUUUUUUAAAGAUAAGUUAGGCCUUGUUAAGGAUAGCAUAAAAAAGGUUGAAGAAAGUCUAGCUGAAACCAAGAAAACCUUGGACAGGGAGGAAAGCUGGUAUAAAAAUUGGUUUUCCACAUCUCCCUGGUUAUCCACCCUUCUAUCCACGCUGCUUGGCCCAUUCAUUGGGUUCAUGCUGCUCAUUUCUUUUGGUCCAUGGGCAUUUUGCCGCCUAAUUGGCUUUAUAAAAACCCAGAUUAAUGAGGCUACAAAAAAAUCUGUGGGCAUUUACUACCAGCAGCUCCAGCCUCAUGAGCCCCCCAUUGCUGAUACUACUGAGGGCGAAGAGAGCGCCCCUGAAGAACUGGAUUUUGAGGAACUGGAACGGCUCGCUAAGCGAAAGAAAUCCUUCCUCACACGGCUGUGGAAAUGCCUUUGA